CUUUCUCUUUGUCUCUCUUUCUCUCUCUUCUUUUUUAAACAUAUAUCACAGAUUGUCUUUUGGUGUACAUUUUGAAGAUCCUUUCCACACUUAACUAACCUCACUAUUUUCUUCUACUCAAGGUAUGCGGUCUCAGAGAUUCUUUUGCAAUCUGUAACCAUUUUCUUUUCAGUGGUAAUGGAAAGACAGAAUAGGCAAAAUCAUAUAUUGUUGUUAGAACAUGCAUUACAUUCCAUUAUAAAAUAGAUGUGUGGUAUUGUAUAGUUUCUAUCUUUUCAUGUUUGCUAAGUCAAAGCAAGUAUUAAGUUUUGGUCAAUGUCAUGUGAUGCUAAAACCCCAGUACUUGCUGUUGCUCAGGGGGAAGGAGGGAAAUCCUGUGAAUAUUCCUCUGCAUUUAAACUCAGUAAUAGACUAGCCCAUGAUCCAUAGCUGGGAUGUACAAUAUGCAACUACACUGCUCUGCAGUGCUGUAUUACAGAAAUGGAAGAAUCAAGGUAGAAAAGUUCAUCUUGAACUUAAAUGCAGAUUGUGAUGAACAAACUUUUGCAAAACUGUUGCAAGACUUUUCACGUAAUGGCCUGCAAGCCAGAAUUGCCAACAAGAUGAGUAUUUUCAAAAGCUCCUUUGCUAUUUAUCUAAUUGCAGGUGAAAUUCGUAAGGAAGAAAACAUUCUGUUUUUGUUGUGGUUUGCAUUCAACUUGGGUGUAACAAGCAUGCUUCAAUUUCAGCUAAUCAGAUUGUAAAAUAUUGAGUUAAAAUAAGAGAUACCAUCAUUUAGACUACCAAACCCAGAGGAGAAGGUAGAAGAGGAGAGGACAGUCUCUUAAAAAGCAAGAGGCGUCAGGAAUUCUGGACAUUCAUUCUAGCUGCUGAGGAGCACACCAUCUUAAAUCAGAGCUCCUUUCUGAAAGGAGCAUAAGAAAAUGUUAGGCAGAAUGGCUGAAAGGCAGAAAAUACAUGAUGAAAAAACUACAGAAAAAAAAGGUUGAGAGAAAGAAUGUUUAGGGGCUGAAACCUAGCUGAAAAGCAGUCUGGGAACUGCGAGCUGCCUUUUGUUAUUUGAUUUUUAGCAUGCUCAGAAAAGAAUAUUCUGGGCAUUGUUUCUAUGUUGUAUGACAGAAUCACUUACAUGCCGUCACCUUCAUAGGUGUCAUGUAAGAACCUAACUCUUAAGUUAGAUGAGAAGGAGUAAAAAUGCAGCCAUUGUUUUUAAUGAUGUUCACCAAUGUGGAUCAGACAAUUAGGUUAAUAGUGUAGUUUGGUUUGUUGUUUCUGGUUUGUUUGUUUGUUUUUUUUUUCUUUUUGAACACACUGAGAUAACUGCUAAAGAAAAUAACCUAUAACACACAAAUAUGGCAUCAAGAAAAAUGACCCUAAUGUCUGGCUAUUAGAUGGCCAUAUUAUAUCUGAAAAUUAUGCCCCAAAAUAGUAUGAUAAUUUGAAAACUCAAAUUGCAAUUGGUUAUAAUUUUUGGCAUCUUAUUUGUUCUGGUAGAUAAAAGUUAGUUAAACCCACUGUAGAAUUGGUCUAAAGACAAAAUUAUGCUUCCGUCCUUCCCUUUUUUCUCACAGCUUCAUGCAGAACCACUCAAAAAUCAGACCCUAUGUAUGAGUGCAUUUUGCAGCUGGUUUUUGACCUCCAGCAGCUCUGUGCCACGACUGCUGCCCUGGGGGGCUGUUCCAGUGCCUGACCACUCUCUCAGUAAAGAACCUUUUCCUGAUAUCUAACCUUAUUCUCCCCUGUAAAUAGUUGAAGACGACAAACUGAGCCUCCCAAAAGAUUGUUUCAUUUUUUAACAGUGGAUACUCUGACUGUGCUGCCAUGCAAGGUUGUCUGAUAGAUCAACUUCACCCAGUUUGUCUACCUGUAACGUAUGAGUUAUACUUUCUAAAGCUGAGUGAAGGUUCAAGGACAAAAUAUGUUAAUGAGCACUGUGUGCUUAGAUAGCAGGUAAUGAAGGAAAUGUUAGUAAAACGGCCACAGGACAGAAGAAUAAUUUUUUUUCUUUUAAAUUUAGCUGUUUUUCAAUUACAGAUAAAAUGAAUGUUUAUAUUUAUCUAUGCCAUGAGAGGACUCAGUGUGAGAUAGUAGCAUUUUAUGCUGUAUUUUCCCCUUAUAUGUUGUGUACUGUUCUUAUGUGUAAAGUGUUCUUAUUGGUUGAUGGGCUGGCCAGCAGAACGUGAACUGAAUUUAGGGCAGAGAUGAGCUAGGAGUCAAUGGACACUUUAUAAACAUCUUUCCAGUACCCGUAUCGCGCGAAAUGAUUAAACUUAGCACAAAACUGUGCUGAUUAUAUCUUUAUGCUUCCAGAACUUGUAGGAAACCUGCUGCUACAGAACUAUAAUAAUGUUCCUCAAACUGCAUUUCUACAUCUAAUUAAGAGGUUUACUCCUUAAUGUAAACUUCUGCUCCAGGAAUGAAUGCUGAGUGAAAUUUAUCGUAAUUCGAAGAGCUUGUGGCAGGGUCAAUACGACAUCUAAGAACUCCACGCCACGCUUCCUAUCGCAGGUUUCAGUGGGAGCAGGACUUAAGUGCUGUAUGAGACCUGGGGUAAACUUCAGUCAUGCAGGGCUACACUACAGUCCUAACUGCUUGUGCAGAAAAGUCUAACAAAUGCCUUUUUUUUUCUUUGCAUUACUGUGCUUUUCUCUCAGUAACUCAGCACGCUACUAUGUUUGUAGCUUCAGGUGCAAACAUAGUAGGCUUUCUGCUGUCCUUUUAGAAAUGCAGCUUUUUAAGAUGCUUUUUGUUUUAUUUAAUUUAACUCUGAUUAGUAGCCCUGUUGAGCAUGCUCCGGUGUCUACCAGCCCUGCCUCUGCCCCUGCACCACAUGCUUCAGCACAUCAGCCUGCUACCGCUGCUCAAAAUACAGCCAGUAUGAUGACACCACCAGCAACCACUCCCACCUCAGUAGUGCAAGAGUCUUUCUCAUCCUCCUUCCAAAGAGUGCUUGCAGCCCCCAGCUCUCUUUCACAACCUAAGCCUUUCCUUGGGUCCAAGAACAUGUCAGUAGCAGCUUCCACUAUUUCAUCCGCUCUCUCAUCUCAGUCUAGUUUCAACCGGCAUUCUUCCACCUCCAUCAGCUACCAGUCGAAGAGAAACACAAGCCAGUCAUAUACACCAGUGCCAGCUUCUGCAAGCUAUGGUGAAAGUCCUGCUGCUUCUGCUGCUUCAAAACCAAGAGUUGUCACUACUGCUAGCAUAAAGCCCUCUGUCUACCAGCCCGCACCUGCACCAGUUCAUUCCUACACCCCUGCCAACACGGAGCCAGCAAGCCGUCCUCCCUGGGUAACAGAUGAGUCAUUUUCCCAGAAGUUUGCACCUGGAAAAACCACCACCACUGUCACGAAGAACAUCCUUCCGAGGGGUGCUCCAGUACCACCUCCUGCCUCUAAAUCUGCAUACCCGUCUCCAGUUUCAGCUUCUCCCCUGGCUCCUGCAAUAGCCCGAGGAACAAUUCAGAGGGCUGAGCGUUUUCCAGCCAGCAACCGAACUCCUCUCUGUGGGCACUGUAACAGCAUAAUUCGGGGUCCCUUCCUAGUAGCCAUGGGUCGCUCUUGGCACCCAGAAGAAUUCAACUGUGCUUACUGCAAGACAUCCUUGGCUGAUAUGUGCUUUGUGGAAGAGCAGAAUAGCGUAUACUGCGAGCGCUGUUAUGAGCAGUUCUUUGCACCGACCUGCUCCAGAUGCCACACUAAGAUCAUGGGGGAAGUGAUGCAUGCCCUAAGACAGACUUGGCACACGAGUUGCUUUGUUUGUGCUGCUUGUAAGAAGCCAUUUGGGAAUAGUCUCUUUCACAUGGAAGAUGGAGAACCUUACUGUGAGAAAGAUUACAUUGCUUUGUUCAGCACAAAAUGCCAUGGCUGUGAUUUUCCUGUUGAAGCUGGAGAUAAAUUCAUUGAAGCCCUUGGACAUACUUGGCAUGAUACCUGCUUCAUUUGUGCUGUAUGCCAUGUGAAUUUGGAAGGUCAACCAUUCUACUCCAAGAAGGAUAAGCCAUUGUGCAAGAAGCAUGCCCAUGCCAUCAAUGUUUAAAAAGAGCUGGAAAUCAGUAAUGCUGGGGAAACUGAUGACUAAAUGAGCAAUUAUAAAGUUGAUAACCAUGGCUAGCAUUUGUCUUGGUAGAAGCUAUAAAGUUGAUAUUUCUAAAAUUUCAUUUUAACUCGUUUCUUAGGAGCGGAACAUGCUUUUGCAUGGUUCAUAUAAAAUGAACAAUCAAAACCAAAUUAAAUACUCCAUUUAAGAACAGAUUAUUAGUGCAGCAGUUUGGAGAAAUACUGAUUAAAACCUGUGAUUUGAAAUGUAAUACAUAAAUACAGUUUAAAAUGAACUACCCACAGCAGUUUUACUGCUCAGACCACACACUAGUGUUUAAGAAUAACAGGAAAAGUCCUGUUAUUGUAAUUGUAAUAACUCAUCUCUUGUAAUAGCUCAUUUUCUUUCAUAAAAAGAAUGAGUAAGUGCUAUACGGACAAUAAUCAGUAGAACCAAAGGACACAGCUUUCAAAGGGAAAUAAAUAGGUUAGGGUUUCCUCUAUGAAAAGUGUGUGCUAUUCCUUUAUGUUGUGGUGCUACCUCAUAGCAUCAAGUAUUUUAGAUUCUUUCCAAAUAAGAAGUUUGCCUUGAAUCCAUACGUAACUCUGAAGCCUAAGAGACAAUGAGUAGCUUAGUUUGAGAAUGAAGUGGAAAUGGAAUUAACUCCUUCCACACUCAAUAAGAUUGAGGAAAGGUUGGGUCAACCUUGCUAGUGCACUUAGCUUAUACGUGAGCAGUAGAUACCUCACUUUCAAAUCUUAAUGGAAAAGGCUAACUGGCUUUGUCCAGCCUGCUCUUAAAUUGAAUGGAAUCAGGCUGGCUGGAAAGGAACUGUGGCUAUUGAUUCAAAAACAGUUUGCCUUUCCUCUUGUGGGAAAAAAAAAAACAAACCUGAACAUUACUUUGGUUUAUAAUGUCCACUGAUAUAAAGUGGGAGGUAGGAACCCAUUUCUGGAUCUUUAACACUGAUUAACAGCGAAGACACAUUUCUAUCUAGUACAGCUGGAAAGUGGGAGAUAGCUUGAAAAAGUUGCCAAAUCUAUCCCACAUACAUAGAAAAAAGGCACCUUUACUUCUCCUGUGGAAUGUAAUCAAUCAAUGUUUUAUCAAUGUAAAUGAAUGUUGAUAAAAAUUCAUUGGGCAGCAUAACACCACAGACAGAUGCUUUUUAUUGUUUUCCUCAGUUUAAAUAGAACACAUUCUACAUCGUAGCAUUUGCCAUUGUAAGACAGAAGCUUUGACACUUCAUCUUAGUCCUAUUUUUAAAUAUUUUAUAAAAAACUUCGAAGUUGCUCAAGCAUUUAUAAAACUGUUCUUUUUGUUUGGUUGGUUUGAUUUUUUUUGAAAGCAAUACUUGUAGUACUAGCAGUGAUUUUGAAUUCCUAAUUUUAAAUAUCUAUUUGUAUUGGAGGCAGCAGUUCUGUUGAAUAGAAAAUGGAGUUAUAAUGGAAAGCCUAAUCAAUAUUCAAGUUUUAUUAAUUUGCUUAAAUGAAAAUUAUGAUUGUGUAUUGAUAGCUUGCAGUACUGACAGUUUAUAAUUCGUAUUUCUGAGAGUGAGAAUGAGUUCUGUGGGCCACAUGCUGGUGCUAUCUGCACACUACUGUACCUUGUGUUUUGAGUAGCCGGGAAUGACUUGGCAUUGUCUGUCUUUUCCCUCCUAUAGGUAAUGCCAAUUCUAAGAACAUAGGUGUGUCUUUUUAGUGAUGAAAAGCUAUCCAAAGCUGUGGGGAGAAAUGCGGGGAGGAGGAAAUAAAAGAAAAGGGGGGUUAAUAUGGGAGUUAAAUUAGCUGCAGGCAGUCCACAUCUUGGAAGAAAAUAACAAUCAUAACUGCCUGUGGCAGUUCAGACAUGUAUGACCUCUGUUUAUUCAGCAGGUAUCUUAGUUCUCACUGAUCUUAGCAGGGAUCUGAUCUGAGUGCUUACAGGGUCAGAUUUUGAAUGCAUUCAUUAUUCUAUAACACUACUUCAUUAUAUGCAAAGCUUUUUUUUUUUUUUUUUUUUCCUAUAGGAAACAAAUUUUCUGUUUUCAGUCAGUGCUGGGCUGAUGUAAACGUGGUUCCAUUAACUACAAAGCCCAGGUAUUUGGCUCAUAAUGUUCUCCAGAGGAAUAAACUAUAAUCAUGGAAGUUAAAUACAUUUUUUCUCAUAUUUGAUUCAUUAAAUACCUUUUUAUAAGAGUGAGACAAUUCUAUACUUCCUUUUAAUUUUUGAAUGCAUUGAAGAUGCUCCUUGGGCAGACUUCUGUGUUACCCACUGACUGGGACUAGUCUCUUACUGUCAACAUCAAACUCUCAAAACAGGGAGUCUGACUCCUUGGCACAACACAGACUGCUAGAGCAUAUAACACCACAGUAGAAUGUCAUGAUCUAAUCUAUGUAUUUAUGUGUGUCUCCCUCUCCACCUUCUCUGUUCCUAAGAGCUCCCUCUUUGCUGGUACUAUGAAGAAUACAGCAUUUUAGGAGAUGGUCAGAGAUGAUUGGCUGCAGCUAACCAGGGGUGUACAGUCUGUGCAGAGAAUGUGGUAGGCAGCCAGGCUGGAGCUGCUUCUUUCUUCUCCAUAUUCACAAGGGACCCCAAGAUUGCCAGAUGAAGUUGCACAGGACUUCCCAUCAGAAGCUCAAGUGGACAAGUAUGGGAUGUGAAAAGACUUCCAUUAGGGGUCUCGGUGUGAGCAGGGGAAGAGAGGUUUGGAUCAAAGAGGGCAGAGCACCUGCAGCAGCCAGAAUAUGGGGGGCUUGAGGGCCUCUGGUAUUGUGUAGAAGGGUGAAGCACUGGGGAGGCAGGGGAAGCUGGGGCUGGAGGAGGGAGAGGAGUAGGUAAGGCCAGUUGCACUAAGUUGAUAUAUUAGAUACUUUCGUUGAGGCAGAGGGGGAAGCAGAGAAUAGCCAGCAUGACUUGCUAUUGUCAAGGAAAAGGCUUGGCACAGGAAAUUGGGGUACAAAGAGCUGACAAUAGUCCCAAUAUAUAGUAUGAAUGUAUACAGAAUGAGUGAGCAAGGAAGAUCCAGGAUCCUACCUAGUAGAAGUCAACACUGCAAAAGGGUGAAUGCAACAUAUGUUAGGUAUAGCUGAGCUAGCUUGUGCAGUGGCAACUGUGAAAAUGCAGCAGCAGAGAUUUCAGUGGGAGCUGUACUAACUUGAAGGGGUCCUGAAAAUUUCCUUGGACAGGUAAUCUGCACUGUAACACAUGCCCUGACUCCAGCUGGUGUCUGAGCAAGUGAGAUUAAAACUAGUUUACAUAUCAGUUUAUGAGGUACAGUGAUAUCUCUGAGUGAAAAACAGAGAUACCCUGAGGAUUAUCAUGUAAUAAAUUUCCUGUUUUGACUUGUGCUGCUUCAUAAUAUGGUCCAAAAAUAGGGAAUCCACUUACCUGCCCUUACAUAAUUUUUGCACAUAUCUGAACCAGAAAUUUGUGAAUAGUAAUGUAGAAUUUUAACUUUCACAGGGAUAGAAUCCCACAUAACGCUGAUACUCUUCUGCUAUAUGUCACCUUUGUGAUAUGGAGGAAAGGAUGCAUACUUAUAUAAUUCAGAACAGGGCCCUUCAACUAUCACUGAACAUAAAUGCUAUACAAAAAUAGUGUUUGCAGGAUGAAUAAUGUGCACUUGUUUAUGUUUUCUGUCUUGUAACAGAUGCCUGGGAUAAGUCAUAAGUUCCUCUAAAUAUUUAUAUUAAUUAACAUGGGACUUUACGUGACAAAACAAAGAUCCUGUACCUCUGAAUGACCAAAUAAGAAUACCAGUAUUUUGUCUAAUACGGUGUUCAGCAUCUUUUCAGUCAAUGGCUUCAAAAAUGACCUUAAUGCUUUUUCUCUUUUUCCGCUCUUUUUGCAUAAGAGAGUAAAGAUUACCAAAGAAGGCCUUGCUUUUAUUAUCUGAAAAGAAAACCACUCAUCUGACUUAUUUUUUCUAAGUUAAUUUGUAAUGUACUGGAUUCACAUAUUGCAAUUUUAAACAAGGGAAAAUAUUUUACUUUGGUCCUUCAGUGGUCAGUACUUUGGGUGAAAUGUUUUCUUAAAGACAUACUUAUGUUUAAUAAUGUGAACAUCCAGCACUGAACACACUCAUUAGUGUCUAGUGCUGGGAAUGCUAAUGUUUAUUUGUAAUACUUGUCUCCAGGUAGCAGAUAUUGUUUAGUAUUUACAAACAUCAGAAUUUGAAACUGAGUGAUUUCUUGUCUGCAGUGAUCAUAGAAGCCUAGGUUUUAUAAUAUAAUUACAUGUUGACUUGAUACCACAAGUGCCCUUGCUUUUAGAUACAUAUUUUUCUGAAGUUCUUAGUUAGUUCAGGUCAGAAUGCAGCAUGGUUUAUGAGGUGUGAGUAAUUGUACUUUGCAUGGAUUACCUGUGCCAACAUGGAUAAAACAGUCUAGUAAUAAAAUGAAUGUACAAAUACAUUUAAAGCUUUAUAGUUUGGACAUAUUUGUUAAUAUGGCACAUGAACAGCUGACAGCAUACACAAGCUUGUAUUCUCUACUUCAAACCUGAAAAUAAAAUUAGAAGCAUUGGUUUCAACCUUA
This is a messenger RNA of Centrocercus urophasianus (Greater sage-grouse), 8552 nucleotides long. RefSeq names its product LIM domain-binding protein 3-like. Gene Ontology annotation, biological process: muscle structure development; actin cytoskeleton organization; heart development. Gene Ontology annotation, molecular function: muscle alpha-actinin binding; actin binding. Gene Ontology annotation, cellular component: filamentous actin; Z disc; adherens junction. The coding region runs from base 2614 to 4035 and encodes 473 amino acids. The transcript is spliced from 9 exons. The record is from RefSeq and is a predicted model, not a curated record. NCBI's taxonomy places the organism in Eukaryota, Metazoa, Chordata, Aves, Galliformes, Phasianidae.